CUUGGGCCCAUCCAGCCCAGAUUAAUCCCCGCGAAUCUCCGUUGAUUUUUCAGGUGGAAUGUGAGAGCAGAAAUGGCGACCUUGGCGUUCGCGGGCCUAACAUCUCCGCCGUUGUCGACGUCGCGCCGGUCUCCGUUGACCCACGGAAGAUUCCAAAGCCCCUUCCUCCAUAAAACUCUGAAAUGGGGUCAGAGAUCUCUGCUUCUUCCCAUAACAUGCUCGUCCACCGAACCAAAUCAAAACGCCGACGAUUCCGAACCCAAAACGGCGUCGUUGGCCCCGUCGUCUUCGAGUGACUUGACCUACAAACUCUACGCAGGGCUCGGAGGCGUUGGGUUUCUCGAGACAACUUACUUGACUUACCUCAAGCUCACAAAUUCCACUGCAUUCUGCCCCACUGGCGGCGGCGGCGGAGGCGGAAGCUGCGGCGACAUCCUCAGUAGCGAUUACGCCGUCGUUUUUGGUGUUCCUCUUCCGCUGUUCGGAAUGGUUGCUUAUGGGUUAGUUGCUACUCUGGGUGUGCAGCUACUGACUGCAAAGAAGUUGCCUUUUGGAAUUAGUGAAUCUAAUGCUCGCUUAGUUUUGCUCGGGACUACAACUUCCAUGGCAGCUGCUAGCGCUUGCUUUUUGUACAUUCUUAGCACCAAAUUUUCGGGAGCUUCUUGCUCGUAUUGCUUGUUAUCUGCUCUGCUCUCUUUCACCUUGUUUUUCACCGCCUUGAAGGAUUUUGGGUUGGAAAAAUUACAGAAGGAAGUGGGUUUGCUGUUUUGUAUAGCUAGCUUAGUGGUUGUGACUCUCAACAGGUCAUAUAGUGCUCUUCCACCUGUGCCCUCAAGCCCAUCUGAAAUUGAUCUUCCAUAUUUUUCAACUGAGAUAACAACACCAUCAAGCCCGUUUGCAAUAGCUCUUGCAAAGCAUCUGAGUGCUAUUGGUGCUAAAAUGUAUGGGGCUUUCUGGUGUUCACAUUGUGUCGAACAAAAGCAGAUGUUUGGAAGUGAGGCAGCAAAACUGGUGAACUAUGUUGAGUGCUUCCCUGGUGGAUUUAGGAAGGGAACUAUAAUGCAAAAAGAAUGCUUUGAUGUCGGAAUUGAAGGUUUUCCUACGUGGGUGAUUAAUGGGCAGGUAUUGAGUGGAGAAAAAGAGUUGAUGGAGCUUGCACAGGAAUCUGGGUUUGAUUUAAAGGAAUUUAAUCAGACUCCCUAGAUUAAGCCACGGCGUUUGGUAUGUCAUCACUCGUAAAGAUCAUAGAAAACUUGUACGAUUUACAUACCCGAUCAUAUAUCACGAAAACUAGGCACCUCGAGGUGUUAUAUCUUGUACAUUGUUGCCUGUAUUGAUUAUGAUUCAGUGGACCAAAGAAGCUAGUUAGAGUUGUACAUCGGAAACUUUUUCCUAAAUUGCAAGAUUCAAGACUCUUUUCUAAUAUAUUUGUCCACAAAA
This is a messenger RNA of Malus domestica (apple), 1440 nucleotides long. RefSeq names its product thiol-disulfide oxidoreductase LTO1. The record is from RefSeq and is a predicted model, not a curated record. Gene Ontology annotation, molecular function: oxidoreductase activity. NCBI's taxonomy places the organism in Eukaryota, Viridiplantae, Streptophyta, Magnoliopsida, Rosales, Rosaceae.